This is a messenger RNA of Xyrichtys novacula (pearly razorfish), 171 nucleotides long. Lineage: Eukaryota; Metazoa; Chordata; Actinopteri; Labriformes; Labridae. The record is from the annotation of a GenBank genome assembly.
UGGGAGCUGACACCACUGCAGACAAACUGGUCAGAGACGAGGCCGCCUGCUGGGCUGUGAGUCACGUCAAUCUGGGCGGCAGCGAGACUUCAUCACUCGGAGGCAGCACAGAGCGAGGAUCCAGACUGCAGGAUGACAAAAUAUCCCGUCAUGCGGAGAAGGACACAGCCG